GUUUUUCCUUUUGUCUUCUGAAUGUCCAUAUAUAUAUUUAUAUAUAUAUUUUAAAAACCUGAAUCACUUCUAUGCUUAAAUUAACUGCAGGAGAAUGUCUCAGGAACCUACGACAUACUCCCUUUUCCUAUUCCUUUUUCUGAGCCAUGGAGUGUCGAGUUACACAGUUCCAAAUUCCAGGCAGGAUUUACAUCCGUUGUUGCAAAAAAUGGCGGAAGAAAUAAUAGACGGAAGCUAUCUGAAUGCACUGCUGGAUCUCAUACAGUUUCAAAGCUCCCACAUCUGGACGGAUGAUCUGUCCCACAGAGUCCUGGCCUAUCUGAAUUCCCGGAAUGUUGCCUUCACCAUCCCCAGCCUACAGGCAGCCGUGGAAAACCACCUGGAGCAGCGUCUGCACCAGCCCCAGAAGCUGCUGGAGGACCUGAGGAAGACAGAUGCCCAGCAGUUCCGCACUGCCAUGAAAUGCCUCUUAGAAGACAAGAAAGACCGCUUGGACCUGAAAGACAUCAUUGUCAACCUAGGAGAGAUUCGAAACCGAGCCUUGCAGAGUCCUGGCAUGAACCGCAGCCUGUUUCUCAUCACACUGGAGAGGUGUUUCCAGGUGCUGAACUCCCUGGAGUGUGUGGAGAUCCUGGGCAAGGUGCUGAGGGGGUCUUCAGGCAGCUUUCUCCAGCCGGACAUCACAGAGCGGCUCCCUCGGGACCUGUGCAAGGAUGCCUUUACGAACCUAUCUGCGGUGUUCAAAGAUCUCUACGACCAAACCUCUGCUCAUUCCCAGAGAGCUCUCUAUUCUUGGAUGGCUGGGAUAUUGCAGACAUCCUCCAAUGCCGCUGAUGACUCUGUUUCAUGGGUCAGUGCAGAAAACUUAUGGAUUUUGGGCAGAUACAUGGUUCACCUAUCAUUUGAAGAAAUUAUGAAAAUUAGUCCUAUGGAAAUUGGGCUGUUUAUCAGUUAUGACAAUGCCACCAAGCAGCUGGACACGGUCUAUGACAUCACACCUGAGCUGGCCCACGCGUUUUUGGAGAGGAUCAGCUCCUCCAACUUUAACGUGAGGAAUACCUCCACCAUCCACAGGCAAGGAUAUGGGCUCUGGGCCUUGGAGCUCUUUCACAAGAUGUUGGGGCUGCUGGUUUGUUUCUACGAUGACCUGGAAUUGCUGGAUGCCACUGUGGCCCAAGCCUUGCUUCACCAGAUGAUCAAGUGCAGCCACCUGAGGGGCUUCCAGGCUGGCGUCCAGAAGCUCAAAGCAGAACUCCUGGACAUUGCCACAGAGAACCAGACCCUCAACGAGACCCUGGGUUCUUUGUCGGAUGCGGUUGUAGGUUUGACCUAUAGCCAACUGGAAUCUCUCUCCCCCGAGGCUGUGCACAGAGCCAUCUCCACCCUCAACCAGGUCUCAGGUUGGACCAAGAGCCAGGUCACCAUCUUGUCUGCCAAAUACUUGGCCCAUGAGAAGGUACUGUCUUUCUACAAUGUCAGCCAGAUGGGUGCUCUGCUGGUCGGGGUCAGCACCCAGGACUUCUGCAGCAUGGACCGCAAGGACCUCUCGCAGGUCCUGAGAAGUGCUGUCUCCCAGUAUGUGUUCAACUUGUCACCUGCCCAGAAGCAAGGUAUCCUCAGCAAGAUGAUCGAAUCGGGAGACACUGCCUCAGGCAUUGUGGAGAUACAAGGGGCUUUCUUUAAGGAAGUGUCUCUCUUUGAUUUAAGGAGGGAACCUGGAUUCAACUCUACAGUCCUGAAGGAAAAGGAACUUGGGAGGAGCCAGGCUCUGUUCCUGUAUGAGCUUCUGUUAAAGACCACCAGAAGACCUGAGGAGCUUCUGAGUGCUGGGCAGCUGGUGAAAGGUGUGACCUGCUCACACAUUGAUGCCAUGAGCGCCGACUUCUUUCUGGCCCAUUUCCAGGAUUUUCAGAACAACUUCGCCCUGCUUUCACCAUAUCAGGUUAAUUGUUUGGCGUGGAAAUACUGGGAAGUUUCCAGGUUGUCUAUGCCACCUUUCCUCUUGGCUGCACUCCCGGCCCGCUACCUGGCUUCUGUCCCAGCCUCUCAGUGUGUGCCCUUUCUGAUCAGCCUGGGGAAGAGCUGGUUGGACUCCUUGGUUUUAGAUUCUCACAAAAAGACUUCAGUCCUCAGGAAAGUGCAGCAGUGCCUGGAUGACUCCAUUCCUGAUGAGUACACUGUGGACAUCGUGGGGAACCUGCUCUGUCACUUGCCGGCAGCCAUCAUCGACAGGGGGAUCUCCUCUAGGGCCUGGGCCACUGCUUUGCACGGCCUCAGAGACUGCCCAGACCUCAACCCCGAGCAAAAGGCUGCAGUGAGGCUCAAGCUCCUGGGACAGUAUGGACUCCCUCAGUACUGGACAGCUGAGACCACGAAGGACUUGGCAUCCUUUCUAGUGCUUUUCUCAGGAGAUGAAUUAAGCUCUAUAGCCAUAAAGUUUCCUGAGAUCCUUCUACAAGCAGCUUCCAAGAUGGCCAGGACCCUGCUCCCUAAAGAAUUCCUCUGGGCUGUCUUUGAAUCUGUUCUGAAUGGCAGUGACAAGCUCCCUAGCUCUGACCCUAUGCCUGGUUGCCAUGGAGUCGUGGCCCCGUCUUCUGAUGACAUCUUCAAGUUGGCUGAAGCCAAUGCCUGGUGGGCCCUGGAGGGCCUGCGGUGCAUGGAGGAAGACACAUUCAUCAGGACCGUGGAGCUGCUGGGAGCUGUCCAGGGUUUCAGCCGGCCUCAGCUGAUGACCCUGAAGGAGAAAGCAAUACAGGUUUGGGACAUGCCUUCUUACUGGAGAGAGCACCAUAUUGUUUCCCUGGGGCGCAUUGCUUUGGCUCUUAAUGAGAGUGAGCUGAAGCAGCUGGACCUCAGCUCCAUAGACACUGUGGUUUCCCUAAGCCAGCAAACAGAAUGGACCCCAGGACAGGCUGAAUCCAUUUUGCAAGGGUUCCUGGAUGAUUCUGGCUACCGUAUCGAGGACCUGAAGAGCUUUCAUUUAGUAGGACUUGGUGCAGCAGAAGUUGUGUUUGGGGAUCCCACUGAGUGGACCAGCUCUGUCUUGCAGGAGCUUGGGACCAUUGCAGCUGGAUUAACUAAGACAGAGCUCCGGAUGCUUGACAAGGAUUUGAUGCCAUAUUUCCAGCCAUCAGCAAUAAAAUGCCUUCCUGAUGAGAUAUUCAAAGAACUGUCCGCAGAGCAGAUCGCCUCUCUGGGCCCGGAGAACGCAGCGGCCGUGACCCAUGCCCAGCGCCGGCGGCUCAGCCAACUGCAGCUGCAGAGCCUCCAGUGGGCGCUAGAUGGCGCCAAGACUCACUCCUGGCAGGACGCGCCCGCGAACGCCGGUCCCACUAGGACCCCAUCUUCGCGUUCUCCCGCAGGUGAGCAGAGCCGCUCUCUGCCCGGUGUCCCAGCUCCACUCUCCUUCCCUGUCCGACCUAACGGGCCUGGGCCGGGAAGAUUCUUAAGGUUCAGGGCGGGGUCUCUGACAGUCACUGGGGAUUCUGCCCUCAGUGAAAAACCCAAAGUCCUAUCAAGCUUCCCUACCAAGCUUCAGAAUUAA
This is a messenger RNA of Cebus imitator (Panamanian white-faced capuchin), 3544 nucleotides long. It is a transcript of the gene OTOA, whose product is annotated as otoancorin. The transcript is spliced from 27 exons. Lineage: Eukaryota; Metazoa; Chordata; Mammalia; Primates; Cebidae. The coding region runs from base 95 to 3544 and encodes 1149 amino acids. Gene Ontology annotation, biological process: cell-matrix adhesion. Gene Ontology annotation, cellular component: cell surface. The record is from RefSeq and is a predicted model, not a curated record.